Messenger RNA from Lecanosticta acicola, 1269 nucleotides. NCBI's taxonomy places the organism in Eukaryota, Fungi, Ascomycota, Dothideomycetes, Mycosphaerellales, Mycosphaerellaceae. The record is from the annotation of a GenBank genome assembly.
AUGGCUGUCGCAAAUGGCGACGUCCGGCAUCGACAUGCCCAUGGGAAUGCGCCAUCAUUGGUCAACGGCGCUACCAUAGCCGGCAAGAACGAUAUCGCGCAUACAAACGAUGAUGAAGCCAAGUCUUCUUCGAAUCUACUCAACCUCAUCAUAUGCGUUGGGGGCAUUUACGUAUCCUUGUAAGUUGGGUUGAUUUCCGGCCACUUUGUCGCAAAAGCUCACUGGCCCAGUAUAACAUGGGGAGUUCUUCAGGAACGCAUCACGACCACCAACUACGGCACCAGCAGGGACCCUGAAGUGUUCAAAUUCUCCGUCGUGGUCAACACUAUCCAGUCGACAUUCGCGGCAUUACUGGGAUAUAUCUACGUAUUGGCCACUCGCAAAUCGUCUUCGGACCUUCCGAUCUUCCCAUCAAGACAUAUCAUUUUCCCGUUGACACUGGUCGCCAUUACCUCAUCUCUUGGAUCUCCCUUCGGUUACGCAUCUCUGGCGCACGUGGACUACAUCACUUUCAUCCUUGGCAAGUCUUGCAAGCUGCUCCCGGUGAUGUUCCUGCAUGUCACCCUAUACGGGAGACGAUACCCUUGGUACAAGUAUGUCGUCGUUUUACUUGUGACUAUUGGCGUUGCUGUCUUCACCCUCCACCAGCCUGCGAGCUCGAAAAAGAAGGGGCCCGAACGCAGCAGUAUCUAUGGGCUCGUGCUGCUCAGCAUCAAUCUUCUUUUCGAUGGUUUGACGAACACUACACAAGACAGCAUCCACUCAAGAUUUAGAGGCUACACUGGACAACAGAUGAUGUGCUCACUCAAUCUGAUGAGUACAUUGUUGACUUCGAGUUAUCUAUUACUUUCACCAUACAUUGCGCAUACCGGUGUUGGUGCCUUCUUUGGAAUGGACCUCUGGAAAUAUGCGGGCGAACUGGAAGGCGCUAUUGCUUUCAUUCAGCGUCAUCCGGCUGUUCUGCGCGAUAUUCUGGCGUUUGCUGCGUGCGGCGCCCUCGGACAGGUUUUCAUCUGUAAGUACACCCUGACCUCGAGUUGUAGCUCUUGCUGAUCUGUCCUAGUCAUGACUCUGUCGAUCUUUGGAAGCCUUUUACUGGUCACAGUCACCGUCACGCGCAAAAUGCUGACAAUGAUUGUCUCCGUGGUGUGGUUUGGACAUAGACUUACGGGGAUGCAAUGGCUUGGAGUGGGGCUUGUAUUCGGAGGCAUUGGGCUGGAGGCGCAGUUAUCGAAGAUGGAAAAGCAGAAGAAGAAGAAAGCGAAUUGA